Messenger RNA from Aspergillus vadensis CBS 113365, 600 nucleotides. RefSeq lists its product as uncharacterized. The record is from RefSeq and is a predicted model, not a curated record. The transcript has a single exon. Bases 1 to 600 code for a protein of 199 amino acids. Lineage: Eukaryota; Fungi; Ascomycota; Eurotiomycetes; Eurotiales; Aspergillaceae.
AUGAAACCCACCAUCCUUCCAACCCUCCCCCUCCUCUCCCUCCUCCUCCCGCUCGCAACCACCCACCCCACCCCCCAAGACACCAUCACCACGAGCACUAUAACCCCAGGCCACGCCAUAAUCCUCAACACCUGCGCCUUCCCCAUCUACGCAUGGUCCGUCUCAUCCACAGUCGGUCCGCAAAUCACCAUCCCUGCAGCUCAACCCGUCACCAGCACCAGCACCAACAAUAGCACCACCCAACAAUUCUCCAACUACACUGAACCCUACCACCAUGAUGCGCAAACCGGCGGAGUGAGCAUCAAGCUCACGACUCUCCGGAACGGACUGUAUACGGGUGCGCCGCAAACAAUCUUCGCGUAUAACUUUGUCGAGGGCCAGAAUCAGGUGUGGUUUGAUUUGUCGGAUGUUUAUGGCGACCCGUUUAAGGGGAGGAGGGUGAGUGUGCAGGUUAGGGUUGUGCAGGGCGGUGAGAAUGGUGGUGGUGGUGGUGAUAGGUGGGAGGAGAGUAUUGUUUGGGAGGAUGGGGUGCCGGUCGGGGGGAGUCAGGUUAGGGUUGUCGGGGCGGAGAGGGAUUUGGUGGUUAGGUUGUGUUCGUAG